This is a messenger RNA of Prunus persica (peach), 2378 nucleotides long. RefSeq names its product probable glucan endo-1,3-beta-glucosidase BG4. Gene Ontology annotation, cellular component: plasma membrane. The record is from RefSeq and is a predicted model, not a curated record. Gene Ontology annotation, biological process: carbohydrate metabolic process. The transcript has a single exon. The coding region runs from base 1343 to 2365 and encodes 340 amino acids. Lineage: Eukaryota; Viridiplantae; Streptophyta; Magnoliopsida; Rosales; Rosaceae. Gene Ontology annotation, molecular function: hydrolase activity, hydrolyzing O-glycosyl compounds.
GGUCCCAAGUUCAAAUUAUUUUCCCAUUCAUGACAAAUCAUGUAUCGAUAACAUAUCAAUAAAGAGUUAAUUAUGCAUUCAAACAUCUGAAAUCUCUGUGUUUUUUUUUUCUUGUGAGUUAUCUGAUCUUGUAUUUUUGAACAUUACAACAUUGACUAUUUAAGGUUUGGGUUGGUUUAUACACAGUAACCAAAUUAUAUUAUCCUGCUCACUUGAAUGGCUUUGAAAUGAUCUCUGUUCUUUUCUUUUUUAUUUAUCUCUGAACAAGUAAUUUAUUUUUUUAAACCGGGUAAUACAAUAUCCACAAAGAACAAGAAAAGUUUCAAAACCAAGAGAGUGGUUCCCCUUUCCCAGUUGCUUUGCUCUGAAAAGGGUAGUUUGUAUUGUAUGUACCCAACAACAGGUUCUUGGGUGUAGAAAGUCUUCCUGUUGUACUUGGUCAAGGGUGCAUUAAGCUUAAAUCUCAAAACCCAGUCAAGGUUUGAGAUAAAAAGGUGACCAUACGACACUAAAAGCAUCCCAGCAACAAACAUACCCUGUUAAGCUUUUCUUAAAGUCCUAUCUACCAUGAAACCUGUUUAUCCUUUAUUUUAAGACCAGGAGUCCAAGACAGGACAGGUUUCAUGGGAAUUCAUGAGUUCAUGCAGAAAACCAAAGCUUCAUAAGGGAAAAUGGACAACUAAACUUUUGCACCUUCUGUUUGUUCACAACAUUUCCUUAUGGAGAAAAAAAUAUAAAAGGAAUGGUACAAUGAAUAACAUGCAUCCACAGAAAAUUUUCCAUUGGAUUGUCUUAGUUAAUUUGUGCACCUACAUAGAACACAGGUUAGCAUUCUAAAUCAUUCCAAAUUUGCUCUUUUCCAAAAAAGUUCAUACUUAUCUUAACCUCUACUUAAUAUAUAAUGCCAGAUACGUAAACAAAACCUCAUGUAGAUGCUGUAGUUCACCUGUGUAUUGUCUCUCAAUUAGGACAGAACACCUAAAGCCAGACAAGCUUCAUGGACGUAGACAGUAAGAAAACUCCAAGCCAGAAAAUCCAGUCUCAAAAGAGGCACAUUAGUUGAACCUUGUACUUGUUACAUAACACAUUGUUGGUAUAUAUAUAGGAGUGGACACUUAGCAAAUACUCAAGUUAGUUAAGGUAGACAGACUCCAAUUUUCGUUAUCUGGAUCAGGAAAUCUAAUCCUUCCUGCAGCAACCGGUGUGCACCAUAAAGCCGAUCAGUGUUCCUUGAGGUAGUAUCUUCAUGCUAGCUCCACACGUUUUGCUUUCUUGUGUGUCAAACAUUAAUUUAUUAAGUGCACUUAUGCAGGUUUAACAGGCACUCAGCAAUCAGAAAGUGAUGGCAGUACUGCAUUGGGUUGCAAUCAUUUUGUCCUUCGUAGCAGCUAGUCACAACCGUAUAGGCCUUGUGGAAGCUUCAAUUGACAUAGGUGUUUGCUAUGGAAUGUUAGGGAAUGACCUGCCUUCUCCAACACAAGUGGUAAAUCUCUACAAAACAUAUGGUAUUGGAAAGAUGAGGCUCUUUGAUCCUAACCCAGAAGCACUCCAAGCACUCAGAGGAAGCCAAAUUGAUGUCAGUAUAGGCAUUCGAAAUGAAGACUUACCCAGUUUGGCAGUUAGUCAAGAUGCUGUAAACUCAUGGUUUGCAACCCACGUAGAGCCUUACCUUAAUGACAUUGUCUUCAAUCACAUUACGGUUGGCAAUGAGAUUAUUCCCGGGUCCUCAGGCAACUAUGUUCUGCCUGUAAUGCAGUAUCUACAGAAGAUUCUCGACGAUAGAAGCUUGGCUGGUAUUAAGGUGACUACUGUUGUCUCAGGGGCUGCCUUAGGAGUUUCAUAUCCACCUUCAAGUGGUGCAUUCACACUAGAGGCCAGCAGUACCAUGAGUGGCAUUCUUCCGCUUUUAGCACAACGAGGAUCACCCCUUAUGAUCAAUGUGUAUCCUUACUUUGCCUACGCAUCAGAUCCUGUCAAUGUUCACUUAGACUAUGCUCAAUUUACUGCAACAAGUCCUGUGGUUCAAGAUGGGACGUUGAGCUAUUAUAACUUGUUUGAUGCCACAGUUGAUGCUUUUAUUGCAGCAAUGGAGAAAGUAGGCGGAGCUAACGUCGAUGUGGUGGUGUCUGAGAGUGGUUGGCCUUCUGAUGGGAAUGGAGAUUUCACUACUCCAGAACUUGCAGGGACAUAUAACAGGAAUUUAUUGAAGCAGGUAACCUCAAGGGCAGGGACACCAAAAAGACCUGGUGCUUACAUUGAAGCCUACAUUUUUGCCAUGUUCAAUGAGAAUCAAAAACCUGAUGGUGUGGAGCAACAUUUUGGGCUUUUUCAUCCUAACAUGAAACCUGUUUAUCCUGUAUUUUAAAGAUUCAGAACAA